Perkinsus marinus ATCC 50983 is the source of this 2462-nucleotide messenger RNA. RefSeq lists its product as hypothetical. The coding region runs from base 50 to 1720 and encodes 556 amino acids. The transcript has a single exon. The record is from RefSeq and is a predicted model, not a curated record. Lineage: Eukaryota; Perkinsozoa; Perkinsida; Perkinsidae.
GUCUUCAGCUUCAACUUUAAUCUCUGUUCCAUAUAACUUUUCCCUGUAAAUGAUCCACAUUAUGUUCUUCUUCCUCAUCCCCUUCAUAGGGAUAAACUACUGCGUCGAUGCCCUCAAGGCAAGUAAUGCCCGUUUCACGGCUACCACCACCAAGUACUGUAACAAGGAUCUCCUUGACGCGGACGGUAACCCCGCACCUUGCGGCAAGUCCAUGGCUAGAGAGACUUAUGGCCUCACGCUUCCCGGCAUGGAAGAUGGUAGCCUAACUACGAGGCAAGAUGUUAUCGUCACUGAGGAGGGUCAGGUUAGAGUCGAGGCCUCCCCCAACCACCCCUAUCAGUAUAUGAUGUAUGUUGAAACCCCUGAGAUGCACAAGGUCGAUCAAAUAUUCAUGAAUACAGCCCGUACUGUCCUCGAGGAGACUCGUCCUUCUCAUCGCAUGCUCACUGCGGCGACACAGAACACCCAGAGCCUUGAGGAGAAUGGGUGGAUCAAGGAGGGCAUGGAAUCACUCGACGGUGGCUCGUAUACCAAGUGGUCUCAUCAUGGCCCUGAAGGAGUGGACCCAAAGGAUGGCACCAACUACACUGCCAUUUAUCAGACUGGUCUCCAGCCCAACGUCUGGGUCCUCUAUACUGACGAGUCUGCUAACAAGCCCUAUAAACUAUUAGCCAUCAACACAUAUAAGAACGGCAAAGUCUUCCAAGAGACUACCAUUCAUCAAUGGAAAGAUCUCGGUGGGAAGGCUGGUGUUCAUGAGGCCACCAACGAGAUGUUAUCGACUUACAAUGUCGACUCCUCACGUGUGCUCUCGACUGGUGAUGUGCAUGCGCCAUUCGUUGAUGCCGGUUACCUCAACGUCGACUAUAUCCCUGAGAAAGCUCGUGCUUUCUUUGAGGAUGGUAACGACUACGACUGGAUGCCGAAGCAUAGCAGUCUUAGAGUGGGUACCACCGGUUUCAAGGAGAUCCAAUACUUCACUAUUGAGAAGGGCUCUGCUGCUGAUUCUUUUUUCCGGGUCAAUACCAAGAGGAAUCUCGUUCAGCUCCAUAAGUUCGAAUUCCCCAGCAGCUGCAAGGGCAAGGAAGGCAAACAGAUUCCUGGCAAGUACUGCCUCUUCGUCGAAAUCGAUGCCACCACAGACCCUUCAAUUACGAUCGCAGCUGGUAUGACUUUCGUUGAUGUUAGCAAUCCGGAUAUAACUGCUCAUUUGAAGUUGGGUGUAAGCCUCAAGGACACCCAUGGUUCUGCAGUUCUCGACCUCUCCUUCGAGGCUGGUGGCUGUGCCGUCGUCUUCCAACUCGGCGAUGGCUUCAGUCUCUCUAUAAACGUGUGCAUCACUGGUAAGGCAUCAGGCGAAAACCUGUUGCAGCCCGACAAGCGCACGUUCUCUGGCUCGAUCGAGCUGAAGGUUAGUUUCAACGUUAAUGUGCCAGUCGUUGGUAGCAUUAUCAAUUGGGCUAUCACAGCUAAAUUAGGCGUUACUGCUAAACCCAAGAACGAGAUUACUGCUUAUGGCAGCAUCGGAACCAGCGUCUCUUUGUACUUUGCUGGUGCUGGUGUGUCCAUUGAUAUCAAGGGCCACUCCGUGGAUCACUUGGCUAAUAAAUGGGAGUUUGUCUCUGGUGUCAACUUCAACGCCUGGGUGAAGGUCUUAUUCUGGGGUAAAUCUUGGAACCAUCGUUGGGAGAUCUGGCACGCCGGUCCCGUAACCUUUUAAGUACAUUCUGAUACUGUAUAUUGUCCAACCUUACCGGGAUCAAACCCAAGGUUGAUAUCGGGCCGUGCAGUCCCUCCCUAUCACAGUGUAAAUAUUCAUAUUUCAUUCUCUUCUACUUUCCUUUGCCUCAGUGAAGGCGUAUCGCUUAAUAUUUAGUCACUAAAUCGCUACUAAAUUUCAGUAGCGAUUUUGGUGACCAUAAUAUGGUUCGGCAUAAUCUCUAUGUCAUGGAAUGUCGUACCGGUGUGAUGGUGGUUUUCAGUGGUCUGUGUAAUGGUUAUGUUUUAUUGUUGGUGGUUCUCAGUGGUCUGUGUAAUGGUUAUGUUUUAUUGAUGGUGGUUUUCAGUGGUCUGUGUAAUGGUUAUGUUUUAUUGAUGGUGGUUUUCAGUGGUCUGUGUAAUGGUUAUGUUUCAUUGAUGGUGGUUUUCAGUGGUCUGUGUAAUGGUUAUGUUUCAUUGGUGGUGGUUUUCAGUGGUCUGUGUAAUGGUUAUGUUUCAUUCGGCGUGAUACAAUCCGGCAAUCGCUUCUCCGGUAUUGUUUUUGGCAAUUUCUGGUAUAGGUGUUGGCAACCAAAUGUUGAAAGUAGCAAAUUUAAAAGUAUUUUUCUAGCAAGCCGCUCUGCUUUGAUCCUUUUUUUGCUGAAUUGUAUAUUCCCCCGGAGUGUUGUACACGCUGGCACUUUUGCCCAAGUGUGCUUCGCCCGCACGUUUUCGUUAUUCUGGCAAGUUGUGCCCAUUUGCUG